Molecule: messenger RNA, 3171 nt
Organism: Peronospora farinosa
Lineage: Eukaryota; Oomycota; Peronosporomycetes; Peronosporales; Peronosporaceae
Source: the annotation of a GenBank genome assembly
AUGGAGCGAAUGUUUGAUGGUAGUAAAAUAACGUCAGGCUCGCGAUGUGAUGAUGGUUUUUUAUCUUAUAAUAACCAACGAAGUGUCGACGAAGAUUCAUGGACGGAAGUCAAGCGACAAGAACUGGACCACGCCACCUCGUUCGUUUCAGAAAGUAUGUAUCUGGUGAUGGAAAAUCCGUCCGAUACGUUGUAUAUGGGCGAGAGUGUGCAAUUAAAAGUGCACGCACUGUCUGAUCAGUCGACAGUGGGACGAGUGGCAGGAGUCUCGAGCAAGAAAGAAACGGUAAAAAACGCCGAUGAUGCGAUCCAUGGCACGUUGUUUAUAACGGACUACCGUCUUUUAUUCCGUUCUUUUCACCAUGAUGAAGAGAAAGUGGUGGAAAUCUAUUUGAAUAAUAUUGCUGAAUUGGCGGAAUUUCAAGUCAAUGGAAAAUUGGGACCUCUGAGUCAAUUGGAAAUUUCGUGCAAAAAUUUUGAAUUGGUGAAAUUUAAUUUUCCAGGAGAAAAUGUCUCGGGUGACGUUUACGUGAAAAUCAAUCAGUUGCUUGCAAACAAACUUCAGCCUGCAGCUUUUGUGCUAAAUCAGAAGCCAGAUGUGGCUGCGUGGACAAUUUACCACCCUCAAGUUGAAUUUGCUCGACUUGGUUUGAAGAUGCCAAAACCAGGGACACAGAUCGGUGGAUUUCGAAUUACACAAGUGAACAACAAUUACAAAAUGUCGCCGACAUAUCCGAGCUCGUUCAUUGUUCCUGCAUCGGUAUCAGAUGGAGAGUUACGAAAGAUCAGUUUAUUUCGUGCUCGUGGACGUGUGCCGGCUAUAUCGUACCGACACAAUAAUGAUGCGGUAAUUGCAAGAUGUGCACAGCCAUUGGUAGGAUUGCGUAGAAAACGGUGCAUCUCUGAUGAAGCAUACAUGGUAGCACUACGACGAGAGUGCAAAGGGAAGCUGGUUUUCAUUGAUUGCCGAAGCCAAACCAGUGCAUACGGCAAUAUUGCACUAGGUGGAGGCUUCGAAGUACUGGAUUACUACAAGAACACAAGCAUCAUGUUCAUGGGUAUUGAAAAUAUCCACUCAAUGCGAGAUUCUAUUCGGAAACUCUUUGAUUUGAUCAAGAAUGAAAUACGUGGCAACGAGCGACCAAAUUGGUUAUCAGGUCUAGAGAGUACACGAUGGUUAGAGCACGUGCGCUCUAUUCUGGUGUCGUGUUCCAUUUGUGUUGCAAAGCUUGUCGAAGGAACCAGUUUGAUGAUUCACUGUUCGGAUGGAUGGGACCGCACCGCCCAAAUCACAGCCUUAGUGAAGUUAUGUGCGGAUCCGUUUUACCGGACGAUAAAGGGUUUUCAGGUGCUGGUCGAGCAGGAGUGGUGUUCCUUUGGACACCAAUUUCGCGCACGAUCGGGACAUACAGACAGCCCAGCUGGAUAUUGGGAAGAUGACAGUACAUCGCCUGUAUUCAUGCAGUUUCUGGAUGCUGUGUGGCAACUGAUGCGCCAGUUUCCGUGUUCGUUUGAGUUUAAUGAACGCUAUCUCAUCGCUCUGCUCGACGAAGUCUACAACAAGCGAAGUGGGACUUUUCUCUACGAUUGCGAAGAGGCCCGAAUGAGGUCCAAGACGAUUAUCCGAUGCACAAGCGCCUGGACGUUGAUUGAAGCGCAUCCUGAUUUUUCGAAUUUUCAAAAUCCAUUUUUCAUGGUGCCUCUUAGUGACGAGGAGUCUACGGACAAGUCUCCGUCGGUACUGCAGUGCAAGUGGCACACAAGCUCGCUAGCAAUCUGGUCAUCGUUCUAUCUGCGAUCGCUGGAAUCGAAUGACUCUCGGGAUGCCUGGGCCAAGGAACUGCAGGUGACACAGCAUGAGUUGCAAGAUCAGCUGAGUGUGGCACACGAACAAUUGCAGUCUCAAGUGGAGCAGAACUCUGAUCUUCAAAGUGAGUUGGAACAGCUUCGACGAGAACGUGCACAGCUACACCGGGUGCUAGAAGGUGAAGUGUAUCGUGACACGUCCAAUGGGUUAUUGGUGCAUGAAGAGGACGAAAACGAAGACGGGAUAUUGUUAAGUGUGGCAUCUGUGGGUGAAAGUCGCACAAGGUUGAAAACUUCUUCUUGUACAAGCGAAUCGAAAGUUUAUUCAACAAGUGGCAUGGGCUGUUUCCUGGGAGGUUCAAUGAGUCAGGAGUUUGAAAUAUUGCAGACAUAUUUCGACGCUGCUCGACAUGAACCUCGGUCAAUGAAGUCGACAGGAAGAAAAAAUAUUUGCCAUGAGCUUUAUGCUCCCCACAGGAAGCGAUUUCGUAUGAGCAGCACGUGGCAAGACAAAGACGAGAAUUUGACGGAAUGCAAACUAUUAAGUGGUGAUUUUGCAGCUUUUUUGCAAGUGUUACUAGGACUUAUUGCUUUUUCGGUGUUAGUGGUCAAACGAUUGCGUGAAACGCCUCAACGUCCAUUAAUGAUAUGGGCUUUUGAUGCUGCGAAACAAAUGAUUGGAGCGACUUUUGCCCAUAUUGCCAACUUGUUUAUUGCAAUAUUGCUUUAUUCCCGUCAACAAGUACUAUCUGAAUCAGAUCACGAAUCAGUGGAUCAAUGUGCACUUUAUUUUGUCAAUUUCACGUUAGAUACGACCUUGGGAGUGUUGGUAAACUAUCUUUUACUUUCGGGUGUGAUUUUUUUGGCCUUUCGUUUUGAUUGGUCAUCUUUAAAAACCCCAGGGGAUUACGGUAAUCCGGUUUUGUUUCGGACAUGGUUUUUGCAAGUAUUUUCAUGGAUUCUCGUGAUUUUUGUCUGCAAAUUUCUCAUUGCAAUACUUAUUGUCAUUUUUCAAAACCCUCUGGGCGCCUUUGCAGGCGUGCUUUUUAACCCAUUGAAAAAGUAUCCAGAUGUGGAAUUGACUAUUGUGAUGAUUGCAUGUCCUUGUUCAAUGAAUGCAAUGCAAUUUUGGAUUCAAGAUAAUUUUCUAAAAAAAGACGUUCGGGAUGAAAGUUGUAUCGUGUCACAGGCACCUCAAUCUCCUCCCAAUAAUUUGACUAAUGAUGAUGAAAAAGUGCCGAGUUUAGGUACACCAAUGGACGAUGAAUGUAGUAGUAAUGAACCAGGUGAAGGAGAUUCGAAACUUGUUAUUGUCAUGAAGGACAAGACUGAGGAACUUGAAGCUACAAACAACGUAUCAGCUUGA